This is a messenger RNA of Halichondria panicea, 1617 nucleotides long. Its product is annotated as lysosomal Pro-X carboxypeptidase-like. Gene Ontology annotation, molecular function: dipeptidyl-peptidase activity; serine-type exopeptidase activity. NCBI's taxonomy places the organism in Eukaryota, Metazoa, Porifera, Demospongiae, Suberitida, Halichondriidae. The record is from RefSeq and is a predicted model, not a curated record. The transcript is spliced from 12 exons. The coding region runs from base 1 to 1542 and encodes 513 amino acids. Gene Ontology annotation, biological process: proteolysis.
AUGUACAUUGUAUGUCAUUUUGAAACCACAGUUAUGAAACAGCUGACAUCAGCAUACAUAUCAAAGAUGGUGUAUGUUGCAGUGUUUUUACUCUCCCUGCUGGCCCACCAGUCCUCUGCACUCUACCCCCACCAGCAGAGGAGUUUUCUAGGGAGAGGGCUUCCACUAAACUUACAGGCGCAGGCUGGGGUCUCUGAUCCCCCCUACACUGUGGGCCAUGUGACUCAGAAAGUGGAUCACUUCAACACUGGGGACACAAGGACAUUUUCUCAACGUUACUUGGUCCUUGAUGAGUACUGGGAUAAGGAAGGCCCCCUCUUUGUGUACACUGGUAAUGAAGGAGACAUUGUGUGGUUCUUUCAAAACUCUGGUUUUGUGGUGGAGGAUCUCUCUCAGCACUUCAAUGCCCUGAUCAUAUUCAUAGAGCAUCGUUACUAUGGCCAAUCGCUACCGUUUGGAGCAGACUCGUAUAAAGACGCCCAACAUUUGCAGUAUCUCAACUCACAACAAGCUCUCGCCGAUUUUGCCUCUGCCAUUACUGAACUCAAGACGCUGUACAAUACAUCAAAUCCAGCAAUAGCGGUGGGAGGCUCUUAUGGAGGUAUGCUAUCGGCGUGGUUGAGGAUGACACAUCCUGAAGUCGUGAUCGGGUCGUAUGCAGCCUCUGCUCCCAUCUGGUGGUUCUCAAACCUCACUCCGUGCAAUAGUGCCUAUCAGACCAUCACAAACGACUUCAAUGUUCUCCUGCCCAAGAAAUGCAGUGAUAUUGUUAGGAGUGUGUGGAGCGAAAUCUCAAAUAUUUCAAAACGAGAGAAUGGCCUGUCUACUUUAACCCAAGCCUUCCAUCUUUGCUCACCCCUCAAGAGCAUGGACGAUGUGGGCUCUCUAAUGGACUGGCUGGAGAACUCGUGGUUCAAUCUUGCAAUGGUUGACUAUCCGUAUGCUGCUAGCUUCCUAGAGCCUCUUCCACCAUGGCCUAUCAACGUAACCUGUAUGGUCAUCUACGGACAGUUAAUGAAAACUAGAAAUGUCAUAGAUGCAAUCGCAGCUGGAGUGAAUAUCUACUACAACUCGAGUGGUCAAGCAAAGUGUUUAAACAUCUCGCAGUCGGCCACUUCCAAACUUGGAUCAGCAGGAUGGGACUAUCAGGCGUGCACAGAGAUGGUGAUGCCCAUGUGCUCCGAUGGUGUAACUGACAUGUUUCGAGAGCACAAGUGGGACCUAGCACAGUACGAAGAAGGAUGCAUGAAGCAGUUUGGGGUCAAGCCGCAGCCAGACCUCGUCUUGAAGCUCUAUGGAGGGAAGGACAUUGCUAACCACAGCAACAUCAUAUUCAGUAAUGGACUGCUGGACCCUUGGUCUGGUGGAGGAGUGUUGCACAGUGUCUCUGACACUCUGAAGGCUAUCGUACUAACAAAGGGGGCCCACCAUCUUGACUUGAGAGCUUCACAGCCUGACGACCCUACUGAGCUGACGCAAGUCAGAAAGAUGGAGAUGGAUAUCAUGGCAGGGUGGAUUGAGGAGCAUUCUCGCACAUUGUGACUGUAGAAUAUAGAAUCUACUUUUAUUUUUGUUGAAUUGUCUAUCUCAAUUAAUUUAUGCAUAAAUUAUAACCAA